AUGCGAAUGAAAUGCGCUAUUUGCGAAUCGGCGGCGACUUCGCUGCAUUUCGGCACCCCCAGUUGCAAGGCAUGCGCUGCGUUUUUUCGAAGGACCGUCGCAUUGGAUAUCACAUACAAUUGCAUCACCGGUAAAAAUAAAUGCGAUGUCAAUUUUGAACGACGAAUGGCUUGCAAAAAAUGCCGAUACGACAAGUGUAUUCGGAAUAACAUGCAGAGAGAUAUGGUCCAAUCGAAACAAGGUCGACUAGAAGAUGCGACUCUUUUGGCUUCUCCGGAAUCGCCGAGCACAAGUUCGCCUAUCGAUGAUUCGAAAUAUUUCAAUAUGCUCAAUCAUUUCAUUCAAAUGGAAUCUAAUUUGAAUAAGUCGCGAAGAAUGGCGUUCACAGAUUCGAAGCUUAUCGACAUUUUCUCUGGCAUUUGUGAAAUGCCGUACGAAUUCAAUCAACUCCGGCCAUUUGAUUUUCAAGUUUACACCGGAUAUGGCAAACACGAAUAUGUGAUGAUGUUCAACUACACAAGCCUGUUUCCCGAUUUCAACAAACUCGACAAUUCCGAACAAAAUUUUAUGUUCCGAAUAUGCUGUGGGGUUGAUUAUAUUUUGAGUAGUGUUUAUUAUACUCAUCGAAUUGGUAGGGAAAAGAAUAUGGCUGUUUAUCAAGAUGGGACAUAUUUGAAAAUGGAUAAGCCUUUAUUAAAAAACGGAAUGCCUGGCGAUCCAACGCUGUCGCUAAGCAAAGAAGAGCUGGAAAAAUACAAGAAUCUAAUGAGACCAAAAAUGGAAUUGUGGUCCGAAUUUCUACCAAAGUAUGAAUUUCUCAAAUGUGGAUUCGAAGAGAACAUACUCCUUAAAGCGUUGUGUUGUUGGCAAUUCUCAAAAAUGAAGUUCGGAGAAAACGGAAAAUUGCUAUGUAGUAUUCAAAGUUCAAAAAUUACGAAUGUACUUUUAAGGUUUUGCCAAGAUAAAUACGGAAAAGAUGAAGGCCUUAUAAGGGCAUCGAAUAUUGUUUUAUUUGUAUCUACGGUUCACGAAGAAAUCAUGGAAUUGAUUCGAACACUUAUUGUUGUGACAGUGUUCGAAAUAGUCAAUGGCGAUACAUUAAUCGACGAGAUUCUCAAUUCAAAUACGAUAUUUGCGUGA
Messenger RNA from Caenorhabditis bovis, 1140 nucleotides. NCBI's taxonomy places the organism in Eukaryota, Metazoa, Nematoda, Chromadorea, Rhabditida, Rhabditidae. The record is from the annotation of a GenBank genome assembly.